This is a messenger RNA of Bolinopsis microptera, 1771 nucleotides long. Its product is annotated as target of rapamycin complex subunit lst8-like. Lineage: Eukaryota; Metazoa; Ctenophora; Tentaculata; Lobata; Bolinopsidae. Bases 10 to 1080 code for a protein of 356 amino acids. Gene Ontology annotation, molecular function: protein binding. The transcript is spliced from 3 exons. Gene Ontology annotation, cellular component: TORC1 complex; TORC2 complex. Gene Ontology annotation, biological process: regulation of actin cytoskeleton organization; TOR signaling. The record is from RefSeq and is a predicted model, not a curated record.
UCAUUAGUAAUGAAUUAUGACACCACUGUAAAAGGUAAAACUAUGAGGAACCUACGAGAAUUGGGUUCAACUACUAUGUAUGGUAGAGACAUGGAAGGAAGCCCUGAUCAGGAGCCAAAAUAUCCAUCAGCUUUACUGGCAACUGCUGGAUUAGAUGACAAAAUAUACAUAUGGCAUCCAGAGACAGGGGACAUUUACAAAGAGUAUGACCUUGAUCCACAGAUUGAUUCACAAGUUAACUGCCUUAAAUUUUCUGGAGACGGCAGACUGUUAGCAGUGACGGGAUAUGAAGUAAUCAAAGUGUAUGAUGUCCACUCCAACAGGCCUCUUACCAAUAUGAGCAACAAUUCUGAUUCAAACAGCAAAAAUAUCACAUGUGUCAAUUUCGCAACGACAGAUAACACAAGCUUAAUUACAGGUGGAGAAGAUGGUUAUUGUAGACUGUGGCAAUUUCCAAGACGAAACCUAAAGCAGACAAGAGAGGUGAAUUGCUCCCUAUACGGAGUCAUCAACUGCUUGACAACCAAACAUCCUGAUUUUAAUGCAGUUGUCGGAACUCAGUCAGGUUACAUAUUAGGGUUAAAUGUUUCAGAUGACCGGGUAACAAAACUGCUUCACAAAAAGGCAUUGGGAAUUCAGUCAAUAGACUGCUAUGUUGAUAAACACACUUUGAGAGUUGUCGCUAUGACAAAUACAGGACAUUUGCUAUCUCAUUAUAAUGGUGAGUGGACAGACAGAAAGGUGCACGAAAAGUUUGGUCUCUGUUGUGUUUUAUCUCCUGAUGGGCAGUUUUUAGCAACUGGAGGUUCAGAUGCAAAGAUCCGAUUGUUUAGGCUUGAAGAGAACAAUAUUUUUGAGCUAAACACCCUUUGUGACUCGAAGUUGAAGUGGAUUUGGUGUCUACAAUUUUCAUUUGACAGUCAGUUUUUGUUUGUGUCCUCCAGUGACGGAGUUGUACAGAUGUGGAGCCUACGGGACUGGACCAUUAAAAGGAACUAUCGGGGACACAAGAAAUCUGUGGUGUCUCUGUCUCUGUUUGAAUAUCGUCAAAAGCACACACGUGAUCAUCAAGGUUUAUGAUAGAUUAUUGUUUAUAUAGCCCUGCAAUGUUAUAUCUAGGUUUUAAAUGAUUAUUGGUACGGCGUGGUCAAUAAUAUUUUAAGAUUUUAGUGGGUUAGAUAGAUCCAACGAUUUCGGUAGGUAUGUUGAUUUUAGGCAAAGUGUAAUAGGUAUUGGAUAGAGGCCUUUUCUUAUAUUUUGAUAUUGUUAAUGUUUGAUGUUUAUAGGUAGUAGGUACCAAAGGUAAAUGACAUGGUUUGUUACGCUAUUAUUGGUACCGAGAUUAUUUUUGGCACAGUUACAGGAGCUUGCAUGUGUGGAUUAAGUAUGAUUGUUAGAUGUAUCACGUGACCGGUAUUGGUGGAAGGAUGCUGGUAUAUUGAGCAGCAAGCUCUAUUCUAUUAAGCUCAUUUGAAAUCAUGUGAAAUUUUGAUAUUUUUACGGUAUUUAAUCGUAUCUUUUAAGAAUCUAUAAUGAUUUGGUCCCCCAAUCACUUGUCAAAAAGUCAAAAUAUCGAAGUUCUGAUUAAUAUUUUUUGAAUAUUAUAUUGAUGAUCUCUUGAAGCUACCUUUUGAAAAGAAGACAGAUAAUAUUGAACAUAAAUAUUUUUAAAGAUGAAUAUAAAUUUAUUAAGCUUACUGACAUCUAAAUGAAGCAAUUACAUCGUGUUGAUCAUUUAAUUUAUUUUUCAAUUUGAAACGUUCAGUUGAGU